This is a messenger RNA of Vanessa atalanta (red admiral), 1660 nucleotides long. RefSeq names its product cytochrome P450 4c3-like. Gene Ontology annotation, molecular function: oxidoreductase activity, acting on paired donors, with incorporation or reduction of molecular oxygen; monooxygenase activity; iron ion binding. The coding region runs from base 146 to 1639 and encodes 497 amino acids. The record is from RefSeq and is a predicted model, not a curated record. The transcript has 10 exons. Lineage: Eukaryota; Metazoa; Arthropoda; Insecta; Lepidoptera; Nymphalidae.
AUGACCUAAAAAGUUGAUUUAAAAACCCGAAUAGAAAUAAAAUUUAUAUUAUACAUCGCGAAAGUUACUAUUAUAUUACUGUUUAUAGAGUCUGUAAAGUUUUGACACCACUACUAUUUUUAUACGUAUAUUUUAAAAUAGGAAGAUGAUCAUCGUAGCAUUUGUGUUUAUCAUAUUGUGUGGCUAUGGGGCUUAUUGGGUUGCUGGUUCGAGACGAUUGGACAGAGCUACAGCAACGUUGCCCAUGCCACCUUCCUUACCUCUAGUAGGAAAUGCUAUGUUUUUUAUCGGAAGCACAGAGAAAAUUUUAAAAAGCCUCAAAUAUAUCGCUUCGCUGGCACAGAAACAUAAAGGUGCAGUAAAAUUGUGGUUGGGGCCAAAGUUAUACAUUGCGAUUGGAAACCCGGAAGAUGCCCAAGUAAUUUUAGAAAAUUGUCUCGACAAAGACGAGGUUUAUCGGUUUUUACGUCCUUGGCUUGGACGUGGACUCUUCAUUGCUCCACUUAGUCUGUGGAAAGUUCAUAGAAAAGUAUUGUUACCGAUUUUCCACAAUAAAGUAGUGGAAGAAUACUUGAGUGUUAUUUCAACACAAGCGGACGUGCUCCUUGAAAGGAUCGCAGACCAAUCGGGAAAAUGUGAAUUCGAUGUACUGAAAUACAUUACGGCUUGUACCCUGGACAUUGUAUUCGAAACUGCAAUGGGCGAACGAAUGGACGUUCAACAUACUCCAGAUACACCUUACCUUCGAGCACGUCUCAUCGUCAUGACGAUAUUAAACAAACGCUUCUUUAAAGUGUGGCUGCAACCCGAUUUUAUUUUUAAUCUAACUCCUUACGCUAAACAGCAAAAAGAAAAUAUUAAGCUGACGCAUAAAUUUACUGAUGAGGUAGUGAAGAAAAAACGAAUUGAGUAUGAGAAGAAAAUGGCAAAAAGUAACAGUCAAACUGACAUUAAUUCAGUUGGACAGCCUCAGAGUGUACUCGACAUGCUAUUCGGACGCGAUAUCGAGUUUACAGAUGAGCAAUUAAGGGAACAUAUUGAUUCUAUCACGAUUGCCGGCAACGACACAACCGCACUGGUCAUCGCUUACACCUUCAUUUUACUCGGUAUUCAUCAGGAUGCACAAAAUAAAGUCCUGCAGGAACAAAAAAAUAUUUUCGGAAACUCUAAGCGAGGAGCUUUAAAAGAAGAUAUUUUUAAAAUGAAUUAUUUGGAAAGAGUGAUCAAAGAAAGUAUGCGUCUUUACACGGUUGUUCCAAUCAUUUCUCGUAAUGUUCAUAAAGACAUUUAUUUGCCACACAGUAACGUGACAGUCCCAGCGGGUACCGGAGCGGUUGUGGGUCCUUUUGCAAUUCAUCGAUUGCAAUCUGUUUGGGGACCGAAUGCCAAUGAAUUCGACCCGGAUAGAUUUCUACCAGAACAUUCUGUUGAUCGACAUCCUGCCGCCUUCCUUGCUUUUAGCUUUGGUUCAAGAAACUGUAUAGGUAGAAACUUCGGUAUGUUAAUAAUGAAGAGCAUCAUAUCAAGUUUUAUAAGGUCGUACAAAAUAGAAGCAAACGAAGUGGGACCUCUGAAAAUAGAAGUACUCUUAUUUCCUAUCAACGGCCAUCAAAUCAAAAUAACAAAAAGAUUGCCGUGAGAAAUUUAAAAUGGAAUUAAA